AUGCAAGCCCCCGAGAUCCCCGCAAUUGACGUAUGGGAUUGCCUGUUCGAGAGAACAGAAAAGCCCUUCCCAAAUGACCACAUCAUCUUCAAAUCGCCCUCAGGAGUACAAACAUACAACGAUAUCCGCUCCCGAGCCCUGAAUUUCGGCACUCACCUACAAAGCACAUGGAACUGGAACAAGGGAGACGUCCUCCUAACAUUAUCACCAAACCACAUCGACACACCAUCUGUAUUCUGGGGCUGUCACUGGGCAGGAGGGAUCUUCUCCCCUGCGAACCCGACAUACACAGCAGAGGAACUGAAGUACCAGAUCAUUGACAGCAAUGCAAAAGCAAUAGUUGUGCACGUAUACCUCCUCGAAACUGCCCUCGCGGCUUCCAAGCUCGUCGGGUUCCCUUCUUCCCAUAUCUGGGUCCUCGGGGCUCAUUCUCCAGUUGCGGACUUGCAGCAUGUCGAAUCAAUGCUCUCUGUUACAGCUACUGGUAGACCGCGUCCGAGCAUCGAACCUGCCUUUGACGCGGCUUGUUUGGUGUACUCCUCCGGCACGACUGGUAGUCCCAAGGGGGCAAUAGUGACGCAUAGGAACAUUGUGGCAGAUAUCAUUCUCCAAAGGCAUGUUGAAGGCGAGUUCCUCGACUGGAGAAAAGAUAGAUUGCUCGCGCUGAUACCGACGUAUCAUAUUUUCGGCUUGAUAUGUCUAGUCCAUUUCCCGGUCCUAAUGGGCCUCCAGACGACCGUCAUGGAGAAGUUCUCAGUCAAUGAGCUCUUAAAGAAUGUCAAGACAGAUUCCAUCACUCACAUCUACGUCGCUCCACCUGUUGUAUUACACCUGGCCAAAAAUCCUUCGAUGACCCGUGACCAGCUCUCAUCCCUGAGAAUGAUCACAUCUGGCGGUGCUCCACUAGCACCUGAUUUGAUUCGGGCAGUAUACGAUCGUCUCGGGGUCCCAGUCCGUCAGGCAUUCGGAUUAACGGAAUCCACGGCCGUGGCUCACAUCCAGAGAUGGAACCUAUGGAAAGAGGCCAUGGGCUCAAAUGGACCACCCAUGCCAAGCGUCGAAGUCAAAUUCAUCAAUGAGGAAGGUAAUCAAAUCCAACAAGGCGAAGGAGAGCUCUGUCUCCGAGGACCGACCAUCUUCCGCGGAUACCACAACAACGACGAAGCAACGUCGCAAUCCAUUUCUUCGGACGGGUGGUUCAUGAGCGGCGAUAUUGGACAUCAGGAUGAAAACGGGAAUCUGUAUAUCACGGAUCGCCUAAAGGACUUGAUCAAGUUCAAGGGAUUCCAGAUCCCGCCAGCGGAGAUAGAAGGUGUUUUGCAUGAGCAUCCGCUUGUUCACGAUGCUGCUGUUGUGGGGGUUUUCAUUCCGAAGAUCGCUUCGGAGGUACCGGUUGCGUAUGUGGUUCUUGCGAAGACGACGCAGAAGCCUGAGCAGGUUGCUGGGGAAUUGUUGGCGUAUGUUGCUGAGAAAUUGAGUGUUCAGAAGAGGUUACGGGGUGGGAUUAUUCCGAUUGGAGAGAUUCCGAAAGGGCCUUCUGGGAAGAUUUUGAAGCGGGCUUUGAGGAAGAGAGCUGAGGGUGUUGAUGAAGGGAAGGCUAUUGGUGCGGCGAUUUAUGAUGACCGGUCCUCUAAGCUAUGA
Molecule: messenger RNA, 1641 nt
Organism: Penicillium olsonii
Lineage: Eukaryota; Fungi; Ascomycota; Eurotiomycetes; Eurotiales; Aspergillaceae
Source: the annotation of a GenBank genome assembly